AUGAGGAGCUACAGCCUCCUCGCACUUCUCGCCACCGCCGGCCCCGCCGGCGCGGCCCCCGUCCCCGACACGACUCCGUCUGGCAACAGUACCAACUCUCCCCCCUCGGCCCUGGCGCCAGCCGGCACAAUCGCCACGGACAUCAGCGCGUCCACUUGGCUGUACUACGCCCCCGACUCCUCCCCCUUCACCCUGGACCUGCACGAGACUUUGGAGAUGGACGCGCACAUGGCCGCUCUGCGGGGCAUGAAAGCGACUUUCGUCCCCGCGUCCGCGAGCCGCUGGCUCAAAGUCGACGUGGAUAAGCGCACGCUCUCCGGCGCUGCGCCCCACCCGCACCGCGGCACGGACGUGUACGUGACCCUCCGCGCGUUGUGGAAGGGCCAGCCGCACGACAGCCACAUUGUCGUGCGCCUCGUGCCCCGGCCGGCGGGGCGCACGGGCGCGAUCGUCGGCGGCGUCAUGGGCGGCGUGGCGUUCCUCGGUGCCGUGGCAAUGGGCGUGUGGGCGAAGCGCCGGUACAGAAAGGAGGAGGACGUUCACAUCGAUGACACGGCUAGCGGGUUUUGGCGGUGGCGGUAUCGGGAGGGGGAUGAGGAACAGAGAAGCCAGAGUUGUAGUACCAUCUUCCUCAGCGAGACGACGGAUGGGCAGGUGUCCAGCGACGACAGCAGCGAGGAGGCUGUGGAAGGGAGCGAGAAGGAGGACGACGGGAGCGAGAGAACCGCCGAGGAGGUUGGUGCCGAUGACAAAGGCCCCGAGGCCGAUGACGAAGGCGAGGAGGCCGACAACGAAGUCGAGGAGGUCGCCAGCGACAGUUCAAGCGAGCGUACUGUAGUCCCUCGCUCCAGCUCCAGCUCGACGGGCUCUACCACCAUUGUGUCCGGCAGCGCGUCCGUGGGGUUCGAGUCGAGCCAGGCAUUCUCGCGCUCCUCCAGCCCAUCCACCAUCCGUGGUCCCCGCGCCCACAGCCCAGCCCCGUACGCGAACGAAUGCGCCUUCUGCCCCGCUUCAGCUCACCAGCUGCACCAGCUGGUUACCGCGCCGACCCAGACCACGGAGAGCAACGACACCGAGGGAGACGCCGUCGAUGAGGCCGCAGCGGCGGGGUACACUCGCCCCUUCCUCGUGUGCGGCAAGACCAGCGUCCACAUGCCCCUCGCCCCGCCCAUCACCCUUGCCGUACCGCGCCCGUCGACCGCGCCCUUUGUCCGCACCGCCACGGGCAUCCAGGACGUGCCCUUCACCUCGGGCCAGUUCCCGGCCGGCUGGACCGUCAUCUGGCCCAGCACGUAUUGGCGCAAUACCGGCCCCUGCUUCGCGUCGUACGUCGCGUCGGCGACCGACGACCCCGCGCUCCAGAUCACGCCGGGGGACUUUGAGCCUCGUGCGCCUGCCGCGCGCAAGGCGAUGCCGCCAAUCGCGCUCCCCCUCGCGGUUCAGAGGAUGGUAGUGCGCACGCGGCGUGCGUUCUACCCCUCGACUAUUGUCGCCAACGGGGCAUAG
Cutaneotrichosporon oleaginosum is the source of this 1506-nucleotide messenger RNA. The record is from RefSeq and is a predicted model, not a curated record. Lineage: Eukaryota; Fungi; Basidiomycota; Tremellomycetes; Trichosporonales; Trichosporonaceae.